GUUACUAGGCAGCGGGUUGCUAGGCCCAAGCCUGAGGUUGGGCCUGCAGCUGCUCCGUGUGUUCACUCGGACCGGUGGUGGUUGUAGCUGGUCUGUCGGACUGGGUCCAUGAUUGCACUCUGCCGGUUGUGCUCCCGCUGGAAGGUGCCGGGUGCAGGAGCUCCUGGAAUAUCACAAUUCUCUUUCAAUGGACUUGUAUGGACAUCAGGCUUUCCUCUUUCAUCGCAUUUACCUGGACUGUUCAGGAUUUUGCAAAAAUUAUGCUAUAACCAGACCAUUACCAUAUAUAAAAGGUUUUUUGCUGUCUCCGCAAAUCUGAACUGCAAGGAGGACAAAGAAAGUAACCAGCUUCACCUUCAAAAUAAAGAACAGAGUAAUAAGGAUGAUGGUCGCAGUCAGGAAAAUGACAACUUUACCCCAAUCCCUCCGACCUGGUGCUGUAUGAAAGGGUGCCACAACUGUGUAUGGAUUUCGUAUGCAGAGGAAAUGAGACAGUACUAUCAGAAUGGAAGUCAAAAAGCCCUCGAGGAUAUUGAUAAAUAUGUUGAUGAUGAGAAUCUUAAAGCAUUUAUUAAAAUGGAAAUAAAAUUAAGGCAAAAGAAAUAAUAUUUGAG
Chiloscyllium plagiosum (whitespotted bambooshark) is the source of this 614-nucleotide messenger RNA. The record is from RefSeq and is a predicted model, not a curated record. NCBI's taxonomy places the organism in Eukaryota, Metazoa, Chordata, Chondrichthyes, Orectolobiformes, Hemiscylliidae.